Episyrphus balteatus (marmalade hoverfly) is the source of this 1204-nucleotide messenger RNA. RefSeq lists its product as uncharacterized. The record is from RefSeq and is a predicted model, not a curated record. Gene Ontology annotation, molecular function: carbohydrate binding. The coding region runs from base 131 to 1174 and encodes 347 amino acids. The transcript is spliced from 2 exons. NCBI's taxonomy places the organism in Eukaryota, Metazoa, Arthropoda, Insecta, Diptera, Syrphidae.
AACGAUUGGAAAUUUUUAGUCUCAUUGUAAGCACAGCCGAUGCUAGAAUAAAAUAUUUACAAUUUUGUUUAACUUCUGCCACUUCUGUCGCGCAGUUCAUCAAAUCAAAAUAGGUACUCAAUCAAAAACAAUGAAAUUUGCUUUAGUGUUACUCCUCGUGUUAUCAUCUCAAUUAGCAUUUACAAUUUCUGCCAGUAAAAUCGCUGCUAGCAAAAAUGAAAUUUUAACACUACAUUACGAAGGCAUGAAUAUUGAUUUUCAUUUGAAUAUAACAGUGUUCUAUCCGCAAGGAUUACGAGUGUCAAUACCACAUAGAGAUGGUUUAGAAUUGUUUUCAUUUCAUGGAAUUGUCACAUCGCGACCAUUAUUUACAAAUUCGCAAUCGGAUUCAGAUGAUAAUACUUUUGCCCAUGAUGUUACUAGCAGCAUAAAUGGUCAAUGGGUGUAUGAAAACCAAGAAAUUAAACUUGAAAAGAGUGAUGUUUUGAAUUACUGGGUAUUCCUUCAAUACAAAGGAACUGGACAGCGAUUCAGUGAUCUAUCCUAUGUUGUUAAAAAAACCGUCCCAAUGAAUAUAGGACAACAAUAUUCUCAUCAAAGUCCUGCUCACGAAAGUGCUUCUCAUCAAAGUGCUUCUCAUCAAAGACCUUCAUAUCAAAGCAAUUCUUUUCAAAGUCCUCCUCAUCAAAGUCCUCCACUAGCACAUUCUUACACACCACCUAAUCAGAUUGUUCCAUCAGCAAAGCAAUGUGAAUGCAAUGAUAAUCUCCUCAACGAUAUAUGGUCUCAGCUAAAUGUAACUGUAGCUAAAAUGAGAACUCUUGACGAAAGCGUUAAGCCAUUGGAAGAAAAACUAAACAGUCUCACAGAAAUAGUGGUAGAACUUGUUAAGAACAUGGACAUUGGUACAAAUUUGAAGCUUGUCGGAAAUUUGCCUGUGCAAACGAAUCCCGUUGAAGAUGUUCGUCAUUUAAUAGUUGAAAAACUCAAAUUAUUCGAUCUCCGAUCGACUAUUUUGCAAGCUGAAUACACAUCAAGUGGAAUUUCGUUUGAAGUUUCUUCAUCUAUUGAUAAGCUGCGGAUUUUGAAAAGAUCGAAUGAUAUUCUUUCAAAGUUAUCAUAUCAAAUUAUAGAUCCUAAUCAAAGACCGGCAAUUGAUUUUCGAAUGGCAUAGAAAUAAAAUAAAGUUUAGUUCAAAUUAAAA